UGUCAAACAACUUCGGUCACGUGACCGCCUGACGUACUGUCCUCCCCUCUGCGCUGAAGCAGGGGGGGUUUCCAUCAUGGCGUCGAUGCAGAAAAGGCUUCAAAAGGAAUUAUUAGCCAUGCAAAAUGAUCCACCCCCUGGGAUGACGCUCAACGAAAAAAGUGUACAGAACACCAUUACGCAUUGGAUUGUAGACAGAGGAGCAUCUGGCACACUGUACGAAGGAGAGAAAUUUCAGCUGCUUUUCAAAUUUAGUAGUCGAUAUCCAUUUGAUUCACCUCAGGUUAUGUUCACAGGAGAGAAUAUACCUGUCCACCCUCAUGUGUAUAGUAAUGUUCACAUCUGUCUGUCUAUUCUAACGGAAGAUUGGUCGCCAGCCCCUGCUUCAGUGCAAUCAGUUUGUCUUAGCAUUAUCAGUAUGUUGUCCAGCUGCAAAGAAAAGAGACGACCGCCCGAUAACUCCUUUUAUGUAAGAACGUGUAACAAAAAUCCAAAGAAGACAAAAUGGUGGUAUCAUGGUGAGUAUUUCCAGUAUUUCCAGCCAUGUAGACGUAAUUGCUUGUAAAGGUGAUGCAAUUUGAAUCCUUUUUGUUUGCC
Cyclopterus lumpus (lumpfish) is the source of this 597-nucleotide messenger RNA. Its product is annotated as probable ubiquitin-conjugating enzyme E2 W-B. The record is from RefSeq and is a predicted model, not a curated record. Lineage: Eukaryota; Metazoa; Chordata; Actinopteri; Perciformes; Cyclopteridae.